GACCAAAUACCAUCACCCAGUGAGCAGUGGCCGAUCGGCAUCCUUUGCUCAGUCAAUAAACGGCCUUCGUUGGUCUGAAAAUUACGUUCUCGUGGCAAUCUCGCGAGAACGGUCCACGCUGGCUUAUUGUCUAGCAUGAUGCUGUGAUCUAUCUCGACAAUAGCACUUCAUCUUCAUUGUAAUCUGUUGUAAGGCCAGUCUCUUGGUACCAGAAACUUAUGUUCAGCUGCGAUGGCGAAAGUUCCGUUAAACGAAAGAUGUUUCUCCGUGGAGAUUGUAGGUUUUCGAUGAAUAACUGGCCUUGAUAUCACAGUCGGUUCUCAGCCCUGGUAUCAUAUCUCAGCUAGUGAUAAUGGAGACAGAAGCACCACCUGCAACCUACGGCGCCAUGGAGGCUGACAAUGGCACGGUUACAUAUUCUCUUUCGGAAACUCAUAAUUCAUCGACCAGUAACACAACAAGAUUGGGCGGGAGGAGCGAAGAAUUGGCGAAAGUUGAAAUUGCCGUCCAGUCAAUUAUCCUUUAUUUUGCUAUUUUUGGUAAUUUGUUUGUGCUGAUCGUUUUGCGCCUGCGUAAACAGAAGCUUACCCGGAUGCAGUGUUUUAUUGUCCAUCUUAGUCUGGCUGAUAUUUUUGUGGGCAUUUUCAACGUUCUUCCACAACUGGUAUGGGAUAUCACUUAUCGUUUCUCUGGCAACGAUUUUCUUUGUCGAUCAAUGAAAUAUUUCCAACUGGUGGCAAUGUACGCAUCGUCAUAUGUGCUCGUAAUGACGGCAAUAGACAGAUAUGUCUCCAUUUGUCACCCCCUAACCAGCCAAACAAUGAAUCCAAAGAGAGUUCAUCUUAUGACUUUGCUGGCUUGGGGAUUAGCCCUUAUUUUUUCUAUUCCGCAAAUCAUAAUAUUUUCAAGAAAGGAGGUGUAUAAAGGUAUAUAUGAUUGCUGGGCGACGUUUGACCCGCCUUGGACAGACUAUCUGAACACGGUGUGGUCAUUUGUAUCCAUAUACGCCCUGCCGACCCUGCUUCUGGCGUUCUGUUAUGGGCGAAUCUGUCACGUGGUAUGGAUCAGUGUAGGUUCGAAGGAGGAUAACAGACUGAACAGGAAAAGAAAGAACAAGAGCAUCAUGUGGAGAAUAACGUUUAGAAAAAGUCAGAAUCAGCAGAACACCGAGGAUGAAACUGACCCAAAAUUGUUCAAAAGUAAUUCCAUGAAUCCACGAGGACAUGUGAGGUCAAUGUCAAAGUCAAAGGUCAAAACCAUUAAGAUGACCUUGGCAGUAGUCCUGUGUUAUGUCAUUUGCUGGACCCCCUUCUACACGGCACUCAUGUGGUCGACCUUUGAUGAAAAUGCACACCUUACCAGUACGUCGAUGACAAUCAUUCUCCUUUUGGCAAGUCUCAACAGCUGCACUAAUCCGUGGAUAUACCUGUGCUUCAGCGGAAGAAUAUGUGGAAAAGUAGAGCGUCGAAUGUCUCGCUCAUGGACACAAACCACGCAAGUUACCCACACAAAUGACUCAGAAAGUAGAUCCAGACAUUCAAACUACGAUAUAUCACCCCACACAUCACGUGACAUCAGUCCCUGGGCAAGGACAUCCAUGACUAGCUCGUGCUAGUGGAUAACAUCUACACGUGUUAUCUAAACACGACGAAGCCUUGUUUAUCCAGGAUGCGUGGGGUAAUGAAAUAUGUUUCGAGCUAUCAGUUUUUCGGGGAAGGGGUGAACUGACAUUUUGAUAUGACAAAGAUAUGCAUACGACAGUAAUUGUAUUCAUCUAUUACUUGUCUCAACAACCCAAUUCAGUCUACACAAGUUUACCAAGAGUGAGUAUGGAAAUUCUAAAAUGAAAUACGAUAUUGUUAUGUUGGGGACUCUGAAAACAUCAAUAUUAACACAUAAUUCUGAUUUUGUGAUAUUCAGGUUUAAAUAAGGCCAGGUAAAGAAACGUUGCCGGAACUGUGUCUCAGCGCCUUAGCAAUAUAUCAACGUACUAAAGUACUAGAGAAUGUUUCGCUCAAUGACCAAUGAUAGGUAUUUGGAAAUAUCCAUGUUAACUGUUGGAUGAGACUUGCACGUUUAAACUGAAAAGUAACUUUCUUCAUUUAUUAACUUGUUAUGUAAUUGAUAACAUACUCUACCAAUGUGUUCUUGUGCAAGGACGAUGAUACUUUUUUAUUUUGUUUCUUCUUAUUUUUACGCGUUUUAUGGAUGAAGUAGGUCAAUAGAUCUGCAGUCUGUUAACACGGGGACUAAAUUCAACCUGUACUUCAGUUUAUAUUUGGUGACUAUAAAUUAUUAUUUGUAUUUUCUUUGUUGACAACUGCAUAAUGUAUUUUCAACGAUUUACAUAAAUAUCGUAUUAUAAAGUAUACGCGAACAUAGGCCACGUUGGUCAUUUUAACAAAAUUAUUAUGUUUACCUCAGUGUCAUAAAUCUACUCAUAUCCAUACGUGGGUCACAAUGAAUAUGUUGUGUAAAUAUGGACACAGGUGAUUAGUCUAUAAUGUUUUAUGUGUUUUAAAAUAACCCUUUUCCGUUGUAAAUGGUCGAUAUGUAUACUGACGACCCUAGUUACCCGCACAGUAACACUGUCGUUGCACUGAUAAUAGGGUUACAUUGACAUAAGGUGUUUUGUGUCUGCCUGUGAUGUUAUGUUCAGUCAGUGGAAAUAGUUAUAUCAGUGAUUGAUUGUGGUAGGAAUAAAAAUGAUCAUGUUUAAUCAAUCGUCUGAAAUAAUUGCACAAACCAAUAUGUCUUAUCGAAGAACGGAUGCUGCUUCAAUCAACACUUGAAGAAACACGAAGUGCUUAAGGUUUAGUAGUGUACAAAAUCUACAAUAUUUACUCAUGUUCAGAUCUAAUUUACAAACUUUAGUCAGAUCAUUGAAUGACCAGCACCCCAUGAAUACAACUUGACAAAGCAGAAGAAAAUCAGAUAAUAGCGUGUUGGUUGUUCUUUAAUACAUUAGAAAAAAAUCAACUUCUUUCUCGGAAAGGAGUAUGUUAAACACGUUUCUACCAGGGUUCUUAGUUUGUAAUCCCCACCUACACGUCUGUAAGUAUACUGCCUUCCUUACACAGCCAAUUACGUCUUCUCCAUGUACAUCCGUUUGUAAAGCAUGUCUACCAAAAUACUUUUAAUAUACAUUCUAUGAAUACAAAUACAAUUUCUAACCACACAUAAUUUCUUAUUCAAAGUAUUAAUUUACUUCAAUAAAGCAAUUAUAGUUGCUUAAGUUGUGAAUCAACUCAUUGCUCGAUCACAUCACGAAUAUUUGGGUAUCAGCUUUAAAUACUAGUACAUAAACUACCUUUUUCACUUUACAGCCUUCACAGUACACAGCUAAUGGUAAAUAAUCACCCACAUGUGUAUGGGGGGACCUUACGUAAUUACUCCCAACAUUCACCUGUACGCUCACAUGUAUUUUCAUGUUUACUGCAACUGGCAUACUGUGAUCAAAUGUUUAAUGUCUACUCCUGGAAAAAUGUCAUCUAUACAAAUGUUUCAGGCAUGUCAGUUCUCUCAACUUCAAGCAUCUUCUCCUGUUAACCGAUGUAUUGUAUUGAGUCUUACCCUUGGCCUUUAUUUGUAUAUUUGUUGUUUGGUUGCCCGGUUAAAGCCACCAUACGAAUUUCAUAGCCCCGGUCUUAUAUUUACAUUUAUAAACGCUAAAAAGGAUUUUGCUCUACCUGACGAGGUGUCGAUGGAUAUUGUCCUAUAUUAAUGCUGCCGGUAUUCAACAAGAAACUUUCCAAGGUACAGAUUUCGAGAACAUAUAUGAAAUAAAUGAGUUGAUGAUUUCAGUAAUAUUGUAAAAUAUUGUGAACUGUGAGAUUACUGCCAUGACAAUGGUGUUUUGAUGCUCAAAGUAAACUGUAUUAGUGUUGAAUUUAUCUGUAUAUAACUGUCUGUUACUUCUCUGUGAACUCGUCUAUGUUUUGUUUUAAUCGUUGAUGAAUAAACGUUUAUUAACCUAAA
Molecule: messenger RNA, 3978 nt
Organism: Haliotis rufescens (red abalone)
Lineage: Eukaryota; Metazoa; Mollusca; Gastropoda; Lepetellida; Haliotidae
Product: cephalotocin receptor 1-like
Exons: 3
Coding region: 353-1615 (420 amino acids)
Biological process (GO): G protein-coupled receptor signaling pathway
Cellular component (GO): membrane
Molecular function (GO): peptide binding; vasopressin receptor activity
Source: RefSeq, a predicted model, not a curated record